Molecule: messenger RNA, 747 nt
Organism: Nanorana parkeri
Lineage: Eukaryota; Metazoa; Chordata; Amphibia; Anura; Dicroglossidae
Gene: VMA12
Product: transmembrane protein 199
Exons: 6
Coding region: 84-668 (194 amino acids)
Biological process (GO): vacuolar proton-transporting V-type ATPase complex assembly
Cellular component (GO): endomembrane system
Source: RefSeq, a predicted model, not a curated record
AGCAGGCUGACAAGACUUCCGCUACGUGAGUAAGUAAUGUGACCUUCCUCCCAGAAUCCGCCGCGCUGUGUUCAUGGGGAGAGAUGGCGAGCGAGUGCAGGGCGACAGAGCUGCUAUUGCGGAUCCUGCGGAAGCUGAAAGGCAGCCUGUCAUCGGAUGCCAGGAGCACUGCUGAGGACGUACUGAGUCAGGGGCCCGGGGCUCCGGUACCCUUCAGUGUUGUAAGGGAGCUACACGCUGCUCUGCGGGAGAAAGGCUCAUCUGUUUACUUACAUGAGCUGCUAGAAGGCAGUGAGAUCUAUCUGCCUGUAGUGGAACUGCCUGAGCGGAACCCGGUACUUGUGGCACGUCUCGAGAAGAUUAAAGCUAAGUUGGCAAAUGAGGAAUAUAAGAGAAUCACCAAGAAUGUCACCAGCCAGACCAGUCGACCUGGAACUCUAGCGGAUAUAGGCAGAGAAGUACGGCCUCUGAAAAAAAUCAUUGUUACAGUCUUCAACUUCUUUGUCACAGUGGCAACAGCAUUUGCUUGCACUUAUAUCGGCAGUCAGUAUGUCUUUGCUGAGUCGGCCGCGCGGGUACUGUCCUCUGUGAUCGUGGCUUCAUUAGUGGGACUGGCAGAACUGUAUGUGUUGGUUCGGGCCAUGGAAGGGGAACUUGGAGAGUUGUAGCAUGUGUUCCUGGCACUCCUGGAGAGAAUGCGCCAUCUAUUACUGAGCUGGACUCCGUCUGCUGAGAUAUGAGUUGUUG